AUGAAACCCGAGACUGAAGGUGGUGAUGCUUUUGUAACUAAUGGCUUUUCAAAUUGGAAAAAAAAGAAGAGAUUACAAAUUCAUGUUGGGAUUCAUGAUAGCGCUCAUAAUCAAGCUUGGAGAAAAUAUGAAGCACUUAUGAGACCAAAACAACACAUCACUGCUACUAUUGAAAAACAAUCUGAGCAAGCUAAAAAGAAUUAUCAAAUUCACUUGACAGCAACAAUUGAUUGUAUUAGAUUUCUUUUGCGACAAGGAUUGGCCUUUUGUGGUAAUGAUGAGACGAAUGAUUCUGUUAACCAAAGAAAUUUUUUGGAACUUCUAAACUUUCUUGCGCAACAUAAUGAAGAGAUUGAUCGUGCUUUCAAAAUUGCUCAUAGAAAUCUUAAAGUAAUAGUACCCUCAAUCCAAAAAGACAUUGUAAGAGCUGCUGCAAGGGAAACGACAAAAGUUAUUGUUGAUGAUCUUGGUGAUGAAUUAUUUGCUGUAUUGGUUAAUGAAGCCCGCGACAUUUUUAUUAAGGAGCAAAUGUCAGUUUGCUUAAGAGAGCAUAGACACGACCAAACACAUGAGAGAAGGGGACCAGCAUCUUCGUCCGGAAUGCACGACGCUAUGCCAAGGAAAAGUGGACAAAAGGCAGCUUUACUUGCGUGGUCAAUGAUUGCUACAACGCGUGGGGGAAGAAUCUGUGAUGGCACGACAAGGUGGGGGGCGGUACGACGAAGGACGCUGGGCGACGGUGACCAGCAACACAGAGCAGACGGUGCGGUGUGGUGUUACACAGCGGUUGCGUGCAAGGGUAAAUGGCGCAACUAG
Messenger RNA from Arachis duranensis, 816 nucleotides. RefSeq lists its product as uncharacterized. The record is from RefSeq and is a predicted model, not a curated record. The transcript has 2 exons. Bases 1 to 816 code for a protein of 271 amino acids. Lineage: Eukaryota; Viridiplantae; Streptophyta; Magnoliopsida; Fabales; Fabaceae.